AUGGCGACGACAGGUGUUACUCCUCCGGUCGCCAACCCGGUGACUCCAGCUGCCAUCAGUCCCGGCAUUAACCAAGCGACAUCAGCCCUAGAUACUCAGGCUCUCGUCGCCGCGUUCGCCUUUGGUAUCGCCAUAAAUGGGGCAUCGGCAGCUGCCUUUCUUAUGUUUAGGGGGAAGACAACGUCUCUAUCCAAGGACGGCCAGAGGCUGGUCCUCACGAUAUCCCUCAUUUCAGCAGCCCUGUGGGCUGGAAUCGAUUUCAUCGCAACCGCAAUCGACCCCUCCUCCCCUUCCAACUGCCAAGUCGCGACAGUCAUCGCCGCCGCCUUCGACCAGAUCGCGAGGACCGCUUUACUGCAAUACUUCUUGUGGGCUACUGCCGCCGUGGCCAAGACCGCAACGCAGCGUUUCAUCCCCCAGGGUCUCUUGCUCGUGCGAUUUAUAGUCGGCGCCGUGUGGGUUGGUAUGCAGAGGCCUCAGUUCAAACCCGCUUGCGUCACGACCACCGAGAUUCUUCCCAUUUCUAUUACCACCAUCAUCGUCGACGCCGUCGUAUUCACGGCGUGUGUUCUUCGACUCUUCUCCACUGGUGGGCUUAGGGAUGCAAAGGAUGAUGCAAAGAGCGAGGAGAAGGCGAAGGGCGUCACGCUGACUAUGGCCGGCUAUGGUUUUUGGCUGGCAGCGAGUAUCCCAAUGCACCUGGGACUUACCGGCAUCCCCCUAAUCCUGAGAACUGCUCUCCCCGCCGCCGCGUUGGCCAUCCUUGUUGCUAUCAUUGCCGCUUUCUGUGGCGUUCUUUCACUGAAUAACUCUCGCCCCUUCUCGAGCCCGCCGGAAGCGCCUUCACCUACACGCCAAACUGCGACUCGAGACCUCCCGAGCCGAACCCUGUCAUCCGCGUCUUCAGAAUACCCUCCAAGCCGCUACGAAGACGUGAAGCGAGGGGAAAUUAUUUCCAUCUCCGCCUUCCCUACUCCGCCGAGUCGUGAAGGACCUAAUUCCGGUGAAAGCCCCGUUGAGCAAAACAGUCUCCCGACCAUUGAUCAACCCAUCAUUGGACAAGCCAUCACCGGGGUUGGUGGCUUCCCUGUCCAGGGCCAGCUCUUCCCGCCAAUGCGAGCCGAGACCACCCCUCCUCCUGUGCAGCAGCAGCAGCUCAAGCCUUCGGAGGGCCGAGCCAACUCUGUUCGACCAAAGAAGAGCCUGUUUGAUCUCGGCAAGGGCCCAGCUGGUGGAGUUGCGGCUACGAAACUUGCCAUCUCCGGACCCAUCCUGCAAAACCGAGCUGACGAUCAGAACCCCCUCAACAAGAUCGCCACCGUCGACUUGGCCACCGCCGCCAAGAACGAGAGGGAGCGAAGGGAUCAGAACGCAUUGCAGAGAGACUCCAGUCUGAUCGCCAAGCGACCCGCUCCUCAGCCUCCCGCAAUUACACCCGAGGAAGCCAUGAAACGAUCUCAGAGUGUCAAGAGAAAGGAGGUUGCUUCUACAACCCCGUCAGCUGACGAGGUUUCCGGCGGAAGGUUAAGUGUUGAGGAUGCGGUGCCGACCGCUGUCACAACUUCUGCGCAGCUGUCUCCUGGCGUGGAGGAGAUCCGUAGGAGGUCGCCAAGGCUUGCUCCCCAGCCUACUCCUCAAGAACCUGCUCAACUUCAACAACCCGCUCGCGAGCUCGAAAAUCCUCGACCUGCUCCUCCCAAGCCGGGCCAGACGAAGCCCGAGUCAGCAAAGACCAUACCCCAGCGACCACCUCGCCCAGAGAGUCUAGACAUUGACGUCACUCCUGCCCCUUCUAAGGUCUUCCGACCGAUAGCUCCGGCCCCUCCGAGAUUCUCCCCGGAGUCGGUACCGAAGCCGGUCCAGAGAAGCCAAUCCCCGCCGCGAUUCCCCUGGGAGGAAGAGGAGAGGAGGCGACCCCCUCCAACACAGGAGGCUGUAGUCACUGCUCAGCCAGUCCAACCCCAACCUGCGAGCAGCUCGCCGCCUCCUCGACUUCCCAGCCCUCCACAAACCCAAGCGGAGGCUCUUCCUAGGGCGGUCUCCCCGGAGAAGAUGUCUGCUCCCCCAGGAAUGCCGUCACCUCCCCAGGUAGGUCGUCGGAGCCCACCUGCCGGGGUUGGCACCAGUGCUAUCCCUAAGCCGCCGCCGUCCCCUCCUUCUCAGGAGCCUAGCCAGACACAGAAAGUCGAUGCCCGUAUGUCGAUUCUUCCAAGGAAGACCUCCGUAAAGACGGAUAUCCGGCCAUCGAGACAACGACCUCCUUCAGUCGAGGAUCUUCCGUCGCCUGAGAAGCCUGCAGUCCAGCGGAGAGUUGCAGCUGGCCUUCCCGGAAACCCCAAGGCUAUGGCUAUGAAGACUCUCAUGAACGAGGCCGAGAACAAGCGUGUCCAGACCGUCAUGUUUGUAAACAACAUCGAGUACAACGACCCUGUCACAGUUCGCAACAUCCUUCAGGGUGCGGCCGACAAGGUGGCCGCCAAGAAUGCAGCGGCCGAUGCUAAGACGGAGACGGCUUCUGUCUUACACAGGCCGCGACCGAUUCCCAGAACAAGAAAUGCUGAGGAGAAUGAGGGCGUUCCUUCUCCUAAGUCUCCGGUGCUCCAGCGCACCAGGUCCGGCGCCACAGCGGAAAGGAAGAAGUCCAUCCUAAGGUCCAACCCUGGCAGCCCCACGCAACUCCCACCGCUCCCUCCCGCGCCGAUGCCCAAGCGCCCCGGUAAUCCGAUCCGCCCUCUCCCGAACGACACCAAGAGCAUGACAUUUGAUGAAAAGAUGGCAAUGUUCUUCCCUGCCGGGCCUCCCAGCCGUCCCGGUUCCAGCCACAGCAACAACGGCGCUGGAAAGCCCACACUCUCUCCCAUCCCUGCUAUGCCGGCCUUGCCCGCCUCGUUCCUAGAAAUGGAUGGCGAAUCUGAGAAGGAAAAGUCGGACCGCACGACCAAGACCUCCUUCCAGACCCAGAGCAUCGUGGAGAUUUCCGAUCUCAAGAACCGUGGGCUCAACGGACGUAACACCGCCAAAUUCAGCGUCGAUACUGAGACUACGACUGGUGUCAGCCAGGCCUGGCUCCCUCCUGUGCCUAGCACACAGGGACUACCGUACCCGACGCAGGAGGGCAAGAAGAGGCAGUCCUCUCCCGUGCUCCCUUACAUUCCUGACAACGCCUCCGUCUUCAGCGACGGCAAGACGAUGUACGAUGAUGAUGCUACGACGAACUGGGGCUCCGUCCAUUCACCCGCCAAGGCGGUCAAUAUGAGGAACGCACACCAGCAGGGAGGUCCGAAGAAGACAUACGUCUCUAAGAAGAGCGACAAGGAGAUUAUGACAAUCAUGCUCGAUGACUCUAACGGUGCACGCGGAGAUAUCGCUGAGAGGGAGUCGUGGUUCGCUGACGGCCGAACAGCCCUGAACACUUCUCCGAAGGAUCUCUCGGACGACUCGAAGCGGGAGAGCCGCUGGCACCGCCGAGUCGGUGAUGAGUGCCCGACCUUCUCCGACCGCAAGGAAAAGACGAGGUCACGGAAGAUGGUGCCACCUACCCCACUCCUCCUCCGUGGCGUCGGCAAUAAGAAUAUGGUCGUCAUCCGAGCCGCGGAGCCGUCUCCUCUCGAAUCGCCCAGUGAGGCUUACCGUGAUAUCCAGUUGAAGCUGAAGAAGCUCGACGACACUAACCGGGACUCCGUUGGAAGCGAAGGUCGCAAGCAAGCACUUUUAGACAACUUGGAACAGGAGAUGGGACAGCAGGAGAAUUACUGGCUUGAAAGACAGAAUGAUAUCAACCGCGACUCCGUGUCAACAGUCAGGACCUCUCCCAGGAGGGACUCCAUCCAUGAGGUUGCCGCCAGGGCUGCUGCACGUGGACAAGCUGCUGCGAAGAAGGGCAGCCUGCUUAAGCCGACCGAAGUCGCUCGUGUCCCGCUUAGCAGCCCCACUCCACCGGAUACUGAUGAGUCUGAUGAUGAUGCCAUCGACAAGCGUGUGCAGGCUAGCAAGAUACUGGAUCAGCCCAAGGAAAGGAAGUCCGCACCUGCAGCACCUGCUAGGCUAUGGACCCGUGCUCCUUCUGCGGCCGUUGGACGCAACACGAUCGUCCAUCUCCUCUGGGCCCCUGUGAGGCCAGCGCCGAAGGAGCGUGACACUGCCACCUUGAAUGUUAUGACUACUUCUUCUAUCCCGAGGAAGGCCAGCAAGCGAUCGCUGACUGGCCAACCCCUCUCCAAGAUUGAGAGCACUAGCUUGUGGCAGAAGCCCAAAAAGGCCCAUUCCUCGUCCGGUCGUCUCUGGGGAUCGACUGCUCCUCCGGCGAAGCAGAAGACCCAAAAUCGGCCCACGACUCAGCGACCGGCGCGCCGAAGCCGCCGUGUCACCAUGCUCCCGGAUAUCCUCGAGAGCCCGCAGCCCCUCCCUGACAACCACGGAACCCUCGGCAUCUUCCAGUUCCCAUGGGGUGAGAAGUCCGACACGGCAACUCUCAACUCGCGUCCCAGCCACAUGUUCAUGGCCAUGCCCGGCACCAUGUCUACGGGUGGACCUGCCAUAGCCGCUGCACUUGAAGCCCGCUCGCGGCAGCUCGAGUCGCAGGAAUACUCGUCUUCGUUCUUCGACGACUACGAUGAGGAGUUGCCCGGAGAUGCGGAUGCAGAGUUCGACAUGGAUGGGAGCGAUGAGGACUUUGACGAGACGACCCUCUGGGAGAUUGCUAGCCUGCUCAAGACCGACAAGAUCCCGUCCAAGAAUUCUCUCUUCCCUACUUCCGGAGUUGAGAACAAGCCUCGAGAAUCUACCUCGGUCCUUGGUGACUACAUGGACGAUGCCGAUGCCGACAGCGACGGCCGCAAGGACUCCAUCAUUGUUGGUCUGGAUCUGAACUCCAGUAUGCCCCCCAAACCCCAGGUCCAGCGCGCCAUGACCUGGGUUGCUCCGGCGCGGCUUAGAUCCACGGAAGAGCCAUCCGGCCUUUUUAACCUCCAGCACAAGCGGACAGACUACAGGACUACAAGCAAGGAACCCGCCGCUAUCCACAUGGAGCGCAAGUCUCGCGUUUCGCGUGACCCUCUUCCGGCCCUUAACUCGUCUACUCUCUGGAAGGCUGAGAACAACAGGAACUCUGCACCCGAGGGCGCUACUAGGAACUGGUUGAUGGCUGACAAGAUUGUCGAGGCGCAAGAGCCUCGCCAUCGCCAGAAUGCUGCUGACAAGGCUGACUGGGAGGCUGCUCUCAAUGAGGCGCUGGAGAAGAGUUACCCCGUGGUGGCGAAGGCGAAGGCGAAUAAGCCGGUUGCAGCUAGUGAGGAGGAGUGGGACUCUGCACUGGAGGAAGCGAUUGCUCUUGGCGGUUGGCAGAACAUCGCUCAGGUGGAGCAACCGGUCGUGUUUGAGCAAGAGCGGCAGAUGCAGCCGGAACAGUGGCAGUCCACGUCAAUCCAGGUUGAGAACGUGCAGGAGCAGCAGGAGCAGUGGCAGCCUGCGCCUGCUCAACAAGAGACUACUGCUUGGGUGGAGCCGGUCGUCGCGGGCUAUCAAGAGUACUUCCAGCCUGCCAUCCCCGAACCAACUCCGGCGCCCGUUUGGGAAGAGCCUGUCGUUCGUGAACAAGCACCCGUGACAUGGGUUGAACCUACAAUUCCUGAGCCAACUCCCGCACCAGUCUGGGUUGAGCCUAUUGUUGUCCAGCCGGCGCCUGCACCCGCUUGGGUUGAGCCAGUUGUUCCCGAGCCAGCUCCAGCCCCUGCUCCCGUCUGGGUUGAGCCCGUAGUCGCAGGCUACCAGGAGCCGCAGUGGGUGGAGCCCGUCGUGGCCGGCUAUCAAGAGUACUUCCAACCCGCCGUCCCUGAACCGGCACCGGCUCCCGCCUGGGAGAUGCCCGUGGUUCCUGGCUACCUAGAGCAGUGGGGAGUCCCAGCCCGCCAGCCAUCUCCCAUGCGCUUCCCUCAGCCGUCCCCCAAGCCAGCACCGGAGCCAUCCUCCUUCCUCAUGCCCGAGCCUCAAGUCACGGACCUCUGGCAGAACCCCGGCAACAGCGAGCCCCAGACGCUCCCGGCCAAUACUACAGACCUCUGGAGCGAGGGAGCCGUGAGCAGGACCGUUGGCGAGCCCAUCGCUGCAGAGAUGACUCCUCCCAACUCGAGCCGGCCCCGCCCAUCGGAGACGGAGGAGGCGCUCCCGGUCUUUGCGCCGUCGCAACAGAUGUGGCAGCGCGAGGAGGCCGUGGAGCCGCAGGCUGAGAAUUGGCUUGAUACGAUGGCGGUUAAUCAGCAGCAGCAGCAGCAGCAGCAGCCGCAGGAGGAAGUUAGGGGUGUAGUGUUUAGGUACUAA
Scedosporium apiospermum is the source of this 6315-nucleotide messenger RNA. RefSeq lists its product as uncharacterized. The record is from RefSeq and is a predicted model, not a curated record. The coding region runs from base 1 to 6315 and encodes 2104 amino acids. Lineage: Eukaryota; Fungi; Ascomycota; Sordariomycetes; Microascales; Microascaceae. The transcript is spliced from 5 exons.